This is a messenger RNA of Anastrepha obliqua, 1134 nucleotides long. RefSeq names its product fork head domain-containing protein L1 (gene FoxL1). Gene Ontology annotation, biological process: cell differentiation; anatomical structure morphogenesis; regulation of transcription by RNA polymerase II. Gene Ontology annotation, molecular function: DNA-binding transcription factor activity, RNA polymerase II-specific; RNA polymerase II cis-regulatory region sequence-specific DNA binding. The record is from RefSeq and is a predicted model, not a curated record. The transcript is spliced from 3 exons. Lineage: Eukaryota; Metazoa; Arthropoda; Insecta; Diptera; Tephritidae. Bases 1 to 1134 code for a protein of 377 amino acids.
AUGCUGCCCUCACCGUAUUAUCCGACAGGCACAGCAAUGAAUGAGCUGCAUUUAGGUCAUCCUGAGUAUUUGUGUGCAAACAGCCCGUCGGUAGCUGCUUUGUUGUCAAAUAACAAUGUUGCGGCCGCCGCUUAUUACUAUCAACAACUGAAUCCUUUCCUACGGAUAAACAACAAUUUCUGGUCGAUGCCGUUAUCUUUCCUACAAAGUUCACAUCGUCCGGAAAAGCCUCCAUUUUCCUAUAUUGCUCUGAUCGCGAUGGCUAUAAGCAGCGCUCCUAAUCAGCGACUUACAUUAAGUGGCAUCUAUAAAUUCAUCAUGGAAAAAUUCCCGUAUUACCGAGAAAAUAAGCAAGGAUGGCAGAAUUCGAUACGUCACAACCUCUCAUUGAAUGAUUGUUUUGUAAAGGUGCCACGUGACAAGAAUACCAUUGAUGAUAAUGACAGCUCCGGCAAAGGGAGUUAUUGGAUGUUGGAUGCUUCAGCUAAUGAUAUGUUUGAGCAAGGCAAUUAUCGUCGGCGACGCACCAGACGACAAAGGCAUUGCAUGAGAAGUUCAAGCAGCUCUGAAGACGGCUACCAAAUUGAGAAAAAUCAAGUAUACGAAGGCACGAUUGAGGAAUCUCAGUCCACAUCUCAAAACGACCUCAAUAUAUUAUGCAACAAACACUCUGCACCGAUGCCUUUAAACUACUCCGAUCGCAUCACAGAACUACACAGACAGUAUCUGGCUUCGAUUGCCCCGUUUAAUAUACUCUUUCGGAAUGACCCACCAUCGGUAAACAACGGCUCAGCAUUACCAACGCCACAACUUAGCACGCAGCAUGACCCACCUUUGCCACAUGUAUCGACAAUAAUGCUACCACUUAGUACAAGUCUGGAUGCCAGCAGAAAUUCAUUUCGGGAUUUGGACGGCUUCGAUCUAACGGGUGGUGCCUAUUCCAACAGUAAUAGUUCAGUGGACAGCACACGACAAGCAAACUCGUUCUCACCCAGUGCCUUUACACCAAUCACUCCAGCUCGAAAUAACCCAACUCUGCUGCAAAUGACCCAACCGACGCAGCCACAUGUGCAAUCACAACCAAAGAUGCUAGCAUCUGCAUUCACUAUCGAGAACAUCAUAAAGAAAGACUGA